GAUACGGCCGACCGGAAAUUGCAACCCAGCACGGGAUGAACGGGACUUUGCCUUUACUUUCACUUUGCCACCUUUACCACGGCCUGACAUUGUUUGAUACGUAUCGAUUCGAUUUCACCACCAAAGUAGAACCGAAACACGCUGUGUAGCCCUUUUAUACAUUUUAGAUACCGGGAAAAACUGGAAAAUGACAUGGGAAAACUCCGGGGAAUUUUCCAAAAUAACAUAGCAACCCAGAGUCUGCGCAAAAAGUAUUUUCUGAAUAAAAAGCGAAGCGUCACGAAGCACAGCUAUCAGUGUUGGUUCUACUGUCUCCUAGCCUAGAAUAUCGGGAAAAUGGCACCAAAAACAAGUGGAAAAGCGGUCAAGAAAUCCGGAAAAGCCCAGAAGAACAUUGCCAAGACGGACAAAAAAAAGAGGAAGCUUCGCCGGAAGGAAAGUUACGCUAUCUACAUUUUUAAGGUGUUGAAGCAGGUUCAUCCAGACACUGGGAUUUCUUCAAAGGCCAUGAGUAUCAUGAACAGCUUUGUCAACGACAUUUUCGAGCGGAUUGCCUCAGAAUCAUCCCGUUUGGCCCACUACAACAAGCGUUCGACAAUAACAUCCCGGGAAAUUCAGACCGCUGUUCGUUUGCUGCUUCCUGGAGAACUGGCGAAACAUGCUGUUUCUGAAGGAACCAAAGCUGUUACUAAGUACACGAGCUCCAAGUAAAUUAACGAAAUCGAUUAUUCUAUCAUUAAAACCGUCCUUUUAAGGACGACCGAAUUGUCAAUGAAAGAAGUUGAAUUUAUCUUGAAUGCAUCGCGCGGAAGAAUAUUUUUAGGAAUAAAAACUAUUCUUUAACCACAAAAGAAAAA
Uranotaenia lowii is the source of this 857-nucleotide messenger RNA. Its product is annotated as histone H2B-like. The record is from RefSeq and is a predicted model, not a curated record. Lineage: Eukaryota; Metazoa; Arthropoda; Insecta; Diptera; Culicidae. The transcript has a single exon. Gene Ontology annotation, molecular function: protein heterodimerization activity; structural constituent of chromatin; DNA binding. Bases 337 to 711 code for a protein of 124 amino acids. Gene Ontology annotation, cellular component: nucleosome.